GGGAUGGUUUUGUUUUAACGAGUCGGAUAUAUUUAUCUGUUUCCAUCUAUGCAGUAAUGGAUAUAUUUGAUAAAACGUCACUUAAUGCGAUGCCAGCACCGGUCCAAGACUUCAGAGGGACCGAUGGAUCAUUACUGUCAGCUCUGAAGACUUUACUGUUUUUCACAAUUAUGAUGAUCACCUUACCAAUAGGAUUGUACUUUGCUUCAAAAGCAUACGUUUUUGAAGCUUCGAUGGGGUUUUCCAGCAACGACAGCUAUUUCUACGCCGCCAUUGUGGCAGUGGUGGCAGUACACGUUGUGUUGGCCCUCUUCGUGUACGUGGCGUGGAAUGAAGGUUCUCGGCAGUCAAGGGAGGGCAAGCAGGACUAGUGGGCAGUCUGAGGACUUGUUGGGGAAGACCUGGUGAAGAAGAGCGCAGGGAAAAAGCAAGCUGUGCACACACAGCUGGAGCUGCGCUACCAGAGGAAUGGCAGCUGGGUAAUUUUGCAUCAUUUCAGGGAAUGUGGGGAAGUUAAGGUUUGGUGAUAACAAUGCAUGGUACUCCUCAGAAUAGUUCAGAAAAGCCCUGGGAAUUAUUGCUUUGCCUGUAAUGCAAACUCAGUUAUGUCAGAUAAAAUUUGAACACCCACAAAAUAUAGUUCAUCUUACGUUUGGUAAACCAGACCCUCCAUUCAGUAAUAACUAAAGUGUACAAAAUGUUUUGCCAGUGUGUUCUGUUGUUUAGUGUAUUGUGUUUCAGUCAUUCCCACCAGCCUUACUUUUGUGGUUAUAAUCUUUUUCAGUCCAUUUUAUUUUGUGAGUGUGUAAACAUAAUGAAUGUGUGAUCAAGGAUAAAAGCACUGACCAUUAUGAUAGAGGUCAGAAUUAAAUCAAAAGCAUUGAUCAUCUGCUAGUUAUGAAUAUCAACACUGCAUCCAAUAGAUGCAGUCUCUUCACUUGUUAUGAAGCACCAACGUAAAUGUAAAACAAUGCAAAACAAAUUCAUAGGCAAAGUGAUGUUGGUCUAAUUGUUUAUCGCUCUUGCGCUUACACAUGUACUGUGGGAAAGGUAUAUAAUUACAUACAUUUGAACAUACAUUUCUAUAAAUACAUACAUGUAUUUUGCAACACUAUGUAUGGAUCACAGUACAUGUGUUAAAGUAACAAUAAUUUAUAAUUUUGUAAUAUGGUACACAUACAUAAUGUAGUCAUAAAAUAGAGAAGGUAUGUUUGGUAAAUUUGGAACAUUUGCGCUAAUAGUGUUAAUUGUGAUUACUCCAUUGUUAAAUGUUUAGGCUGAGUUUGGUAUUCUAGGUUAGAAUGUGUGUGUGUGUGUGUGUGUGUGUGUGUGUGUGUGUGUGUGUGUGUGUGUG
Megalops cyprinoides (Indo-Pacific tarpon) is the source of this 1354-nucleotide messenger RNA. RefSeq names its product vacuolar ATPase assembly factor VMA21 (gene vma21). Gene Ontology annotation, cellular component: endoplasmic reticulum membrane. The coding region runs from base 57 to 371 and encodes 104 amino acids. Gene Ontology annotation, biological process: vacuolar proton-transporting V-type ATPase complex assembly. The transcript has 3 exons. Lineage: Eukaryota; Metazoa; Chordata; Actinopteri; Elopiformes; Megalopidae. The record is from RefSeq and is a predicted model, not a curated record.